Mesorhabditis spiculigera is the source of this 312-nucleotide messenger RNA. The record is from the annotation of a GenBank genome assembly. Lineage: Eukaryota; Metazoa; Nematoda; Chromadorea; Rhabditida; Rhabditidae.
AUGAUAGCCGCGCUGCUUGGAUUGGUCGUUGCGCUGCAUGUAAUCGCCAGCUGCUCGAAAAAACGCACCAAGAAAAGUGAGAGCCGUCGCGUACACCCGGUGGUCGAAAUCAAGCCCCGCAAGUACAAGUUGACGCCAAGAGAGGAGAGCAUCUCCCAGAAACAUAUCGUCGUCUCCGAACAUGAAAAUAGAACAACGGAUGAUGCCGAUUUCAAUUGGGAGGAGGACCUCGAGGUGAUUAAAGAAAAAGAGCGUCGCAACGCCAAGAAACAGCGGAAGAGCCAGGCCAGCAGCGUGCGAGAAGCUCAAGAA